AUGGAGCAGAAGCACGUGACUAUAAAGACAGGAGAUGCGGUAAGUACAGCGUUAACGCACUUGUUUACGUAAAGGAUUCUUUAGUCUCUAAUUUAUCAGCCACAUAUUUGUAGGAUAAUAUGUUAUAAUAUAAAUAAUUGUAAUUUUUAGGCCAACUCUUACAGGACACUUUGGAAGGUUUGAUCAGGAUCACUUAUUUAGUUUUCUAAUCCUUUUCUUUGAACAUGUUGUUUUGUACCCUCCAUUUACACUGUAUCAUCCCACAGAGGUUGGCCUGCCUCCGAGCUACAGAACAAGUCAAGGAGUUCGAGGAUAUAGCUGAUAUUCGUGACCUGGUGACUGAUCAGUUCCUCUGCACAGGGGGGACAGAGCCUUAUGUUGAACCCUCCACAUGUAAAGGUAACGCCUUCUAUUUCACAUAAUUCUACAUAUAUAUUAUUUCAUUGCUUCCUCUUUUUGUCUACAUAUUUUGCUAGGAAAUUAAUUGUGUUCUCAGUCCCUUCAUGUUGUACAUUCUUUUUCAUUAGAAACCCAUGUUUCCUGUGAACCAUUCACUACAUUAGUUCUUUCCAAUCUCAUGUUUAUUACAUACUAUUUCUGCCUUUCCUGAUUUGUCUGAAUCUCUCUUACACCCCAACACUUACCAUGCUCCAUUGUAUACACUUCAUACAGGAGAUACUGGCGGUCCCCUGAUCAUUGAAUAUAAAAGGCGAUACAUUCAGGUAAAUAAAUAACAAGUCAAAACGUAUCAUCAGUCAACUUCUUCUUUCAUUCUCUCUCUCUGUCUCUCUCUGUCUCUCUCUGUCUCUCUCUCUCUGUCUCUCUCUCUGUCUGUCUCUCUGUCUGUCUCUCUCUCUGUCUGUCUCUCUGUCUGUCUCUCUCUGUCUCUCUCUGUCAAAUUGAUUUGGACAUGAAAGAAAAAUUUGGUUUAUCAGAAUUAUUUGUUUCUAUUUAUUCUUGAUUCAUCUGAAUUUCAGUUAUGCAACAACUGGGUUUGUUUCAAAGUUGUUUAGGCAAAUAAAUCUUAAAUUAAAUGUGAAUUUAGUGUCUGGGCUACAAAUGUAUUCCCGGCAUUAUUGUUUUAAGAGUGUCGGUGUUAAACUCACCUUAUUUUCAGGGUUGCUCCGGUUUUGCCGUGGUUAGGUCUACCUCCUUGACUGAGUUUAUCAAAUAUGACGAUCUCAGCAAACCAACGCUUUCCAAUUGGGAAUCACUGGGAGGCUAUUGCACAUGCAUGGCAAAAUGGCACCCUGAACCAAUCAGCAUCUCCUCAUUGACAUACAUUGAAUCAGUGCAUCUCUAUGAGGAACAUUCAGCAUCUCCAUGCAGAGAGUGAUUCAACACAUCUCUAUGAGGAGAUGUUGAUUGGCACAGUGUGGCAUUUUAACCUGGAUGGAUAUUGCACUCUAUUUCUCUUACACUGUCCAAACUGGAGCUGAGUCUGGGAAGAUUCCUAAACUGUUGUGCUUUGCUUAUCUUCGCUUGCAGGAUCCCCGCUAUACAUUGUGUAUUUAUAUGUUGAGGAUUUAAGGACACCUAGAUGGGCUGAAGUUUUUUCCAAUUUGUUUAACUUAUUAAUUUAUCACCUAUACUCUUGUGAAUGUAGCUUUUUUUGUAUAAAUAAUAUCAGGAAUGUGUUUGCCAACAUUCAUUCAGGGAACUCUCAUGCUAAAAGGACAAUCUCUAAAAGGAAAGUCUAUCGAAAAGGAAUCUAAACUUCUUCAUUUUCCCUUCUGCAUUUCAUCUAAAAUCAGUAAAACAGGUGGGGAUGAUUCCUAACCCAUAUUCACCUAAAACAAUUAAAUGCCAAAAUAUAAAACCAUUUUGGAAAACCAUCUUCAAGCACCCUGGGCUUGUGUCUCGUGGUUGAUGCCAUCAUUCUAUUACUGAACAGCAGAAACAUCCCCAAAAUGUGUAAACUAGUGCUUGCACUUACACUGUUAGUUCAUUGAGUGGCCUGCCUCCGAGCAUUUCUUUAAACUACCCCCAGAACCUGGAGCCAUAACUGGCACUCAAAGCACCAUGCCGACUACCACUUAGUAUACUAGGUUUGGUGCUCUGACUCUAUGUUGCCUAUAGACUCAUAGCAAUAUAAACACUACACCAGUUGACAAUAGGUAUGAGGCUUACCAUGCCCCUUUCAACAUAUACGGAUAUCUUUGGGGCAACAUUAAACUAACGAUAAACCAACAACCUUCUCUCCUUGGUGUAGAUUAGCAAGGAUCGCUAAUGUUUGCCCAAACAGCCCAUCGUAAUAAAAUCAAGGUACAUUUCCACAGUGUUUAAAUGUCUCUAAUAAUACCUUAAGGCACUCUUAUUAAAUUACUUCUCGCCUAAACCUUCAGUGUCCAUCAUUUCAUUAUUAUUCUCUGAUUUAGGUAACUUUCCAAUGACAGCAAUGAAGGUAGAUCCACAAAAUACAUCUCCAACUGUUCCUUUUAAUAUUUCCUGGCAAGAAAGAACCUAUACAGUUCUCCUUAUUAUUUAUCUGCGUCUAUUCCCUGUUCGUACUCUCACCUCUGAUGCCCGCCUUCAACACUUCUCUAGGGCUGCGCCCCUUUCCGUUAUAAUCUCACCCAGUUUCAGUUCUUUCAAAAGAAAAUUAAAAACUCAAUUCUUUAAGAAAGUAUAUCAAUGAAACUGUUAAUAGCUUUACCUCCCACCACCUGUUAUUCCUUUCAGGAAAUAAUCUGGCCAAACUCGUUGGAACAAAAUACCAUCUAUUAAUGCACAUAAAGUGCGUUUCUAUCAAUGAGAGAUCGUGAAUAUGUUUAGUAAAAUUACAAUAGGCUAGGUUCCAUUAAUUCCAUUCAUGAUUGUCAAUAUUUACGUUCAGAUCUUUUUCCCAGAUAGUUACGUCUUUUUUUUUUUAUAUAGUAAUUUAAUUAAUUUUAGACAUCUGACAAGCAUUUUUAAAAUUAUCUUUCUGUGUAAAAAGGUUCUCCAAUGCUGUCACUGAUUUGAUGUGUUGCUUUUAAUUAGUAAAUGAUCCAUCAAAAAGCUUUUUACUCUAAUGUAAUUAAAACUUUCUUUUGGAGGCAAACAAUAUCUGUGUUGUAAAUCUCCAAAAGUUUUUAUGGACUUUUUUUUCUACGAGUUGCUCUACAAUUUCAAUAUCUGCUUUCUUCCAGUAUUCCCAAAGAUACACUUUCCAGGUUUUUUUCUGUUACUUGGAUGUUGACAAAUCUCGGGAUUUUGUUUGCUAAAUUUACUUUUUUUUCUUUAACUUAUACCAUAAUGGUAUAAUUUGGCUGUGAAUCAUACAGCUUUUCUUGCAAGUCGGGAGGUUUUUUAAUUUUCUAGUUUCCAAAUAAAUGUUGAUAAGUUCUUACAAUCUGCAUUAUUUGGCUUCUAAUAAUACAAAUCUUCAUUUUUAAACCCAGAAUUAUACAAUUUAUUCACAUGAUAGAGGAUGCUAGCCUCAUAGUAAUGGUGAAUAAUGGGUGAAAUGUAAUCCUCCAUUUUUAGUAUCUUUUAACAGUAUACUAGAACUGAUGUGUGGUAUUUUGCCUUUCCAUACAAAAUUCCUAAAUGUAAAAAAAAUAAAAUAAAUUCCUUAUUUGUACCAAACCAAGCCAAGGAACUGGGAAACUUAAAGGCAGAUUCUUGAACAAAUAAAUCCAUUUAGGUAAAACAUAAGAUUUUAUCAUGUUAAUUCUUUCAUACUAUGAAACUUCCUUAUUAUUCCAAUCCUUGACUACUUGACUACUGUAAUCCGCUUCGCAGUGGUCUUACGUGUUCCCAACUAGCGCCGUUACAGUCCAUAAUGAAUGCGGCGGCAAGGCUCAUCUUCCUGUCCGCCCGCACCUCCCAUGCCUCACCCUUCUGUCAGUCCCUACAUUGGCUUCCUGUAAGAUAUAUGGCUCAAUUUAAAAUUCUGGUUCUUGCUUUCAAAUCGCUACAUAAUGCUGCUCCCACCUAUCUUUCCUCCCUUAUACACAAGUAUGUCCCGUCUAGGUCCUUACGAUCUGCUGAAGACUUACGUCUAUCUUCUGUCCGUACUCCCACCUCUGAUGCUCGCCUUCAAGAUUUCUCGAGGGCAAGAUUUCUUCCCUCCUCCGUUAGAUGCUCACCCACUCUCCACUCCUUCAAAAAAAUCGUUAAAAACCCACUUCUUCAUAAAAGCAUAUCCAUUAAAUUGUUAAUAGCUCCUGACUGAUUCCUCUUCUGCAACUGUCACUAAUCUAAUACUAUCCUUACCUUUUUGUGUCAUUUUACCCCACUCCCUCUAGCAUGUCAGCUCACUGAGCAGUUCUCUCAACCCAUCUGUUCCUGUGUGUCCAACUUGUCUGGUGACAACUACAUGUCUGUUCGUCCACCCAUUCUAAAGCGCUGCGGAAUUUGAUGGCGCUAUAUAAAUAUCAUAAUAAUAAUCCUUCAACAUCAUAUUCAUAGAUCCUAUGGUAUCUAAAAAAAAUAAGCUUGAUUAUUCUUUUUAGAUCAAUUGGGAUUAUAAUUCUGAAAUUACUAAAUGCUGGAGCUUUAUUUAUUUGAAUUACAAGACAACCAAUCCAAGUGCUCUAAUCAGACUUCGAAGCGUGGGAAAGCCUUUAUAAAGUCCUUGCGAGGCGAAAUUGGAUUUACAUAUUUGCCCACAGUUUCAAUUUAUUCCAUCAGUUUUUUUUUUUAUUUUACGAAUCAGCCUUUUUUUAUUUUCCAUUUUUCAAGUAUUUUGUCAUGUAUUAUGUUUUUUAUUUGACCUUUUUUGGGGCUAAAGUUAAAAAGACUUCAUAUGGUACGUAUUAUUUAUGUUUUGUUAUUCAGUUAUCUUCUGUAGUCAUACAAUCUUGAGAUUGAUACUCAAUAUCGCAAGGUUAUUGACAAAUCUAUUUGACUUCUUUUACAGUGCAGUGGUGAUGAUAGUCAUGUGUGUCUUUAAGAUAUUGUGUUUGAAAACAACAUUAAUGUGUGUAUAUUUCUUUAAGCAUGUUCCAAUUGUUGAUAACUGUAGUUAAGCCCUGUUUUAAGUGAACAAAUCAUUUUGUUUAUAGUAUACAUGGGUAUUUCUUGUGUUAUCAAUUUCACUGUUAUUUCGUUGUUAAAGUGCUUAUUUGUCAGUUAAUUUAUUUAGUAAAAUUGCUCAUAAAGUUUGGUGACAUAAAAAUCUUCAGCUCAACAUGUAUUCUUGAAUAGGCAAUCCGUCAUAAGGGCAUCAAAUUAAGGGAGCCAUCUACGAAACAGCACCGUAUAACGUGGUUCCAAAUUUCUGAACAUUUUCGGAAACAUUUCUGGUUAUUACAAAUUCAAAAUUAACAAAUUAUGCCUAAACAAAUUUUCAAGUUAUCCCAAUGAAACCAAAAACAAACCAUUCACAUGUCUAGAUAGGAGAACCCUGUCCCCGUUUCCCAGUAAUUGGACAAACCAUUCACAUGUCUAGAUAGGAGAACCCUGUCCCCGUUUCCCAGUAAUUGGACAAACCAUUCACAUGUCUAGAUAGGGGAACCCUGUCCCCGUUUCCCAGUAAUUGGACAAACCAUUUUACAGUUUGACCUCCUACCUGAGUCCCCGGGCACUGUUAGUUUUCCAUAGAAAUAUGCACAGAGAUGACAUUACCCAGCCUGAAACUCUAUUUAUGGGAUGAUUUAUGUCCCUAUGAUGCUGCCACAGGUGACGUUACACCUCGAGCAGCAAAGGGGUUAAACUUCAUAUGUGCAGCAUUUCAUAGACUCCAGGCGCCAUGGCCUCUUAAAAUCACUGAAGUGGUCAUAGUACUUGGAGUAAGCCUUUACAAAGUACUGGCAUCACUAUAGUGCCAUCUGUUAUAGGCAUUAUUAUAGGGGUCAAGUCACAUUAUUGUACCUGGUGCUGUAACGUGAAGGGGUAAAACAGCAGUACAGUGUAUCCUGUCCUGUAGGUUUAGGGAGAGUUAGGGAUUAUGGUUAGCAGGUGUUUAUUGUUUAGUUGGCUUGUUUAUGUUGUAAAUGCUUUAUUCUAGUGAACUAUAGCUGGUAUAGAUGAGCUUCAGACUGCGCAGUCAGUGGAUAUCACUAGGAAACAGCAAAUACAGGGUGCGCUUAGUAGAAAAAUAAAAAUUAAUACACAGAAAAAGGGAAAUGCAAAAGUCUCUGAAAAUGCAGUGUGGACCUUGGAUAGGUAUUCUUUGGUUCUUGCUUUGGGUCCUCGGUAGUUAAUAUGAAAUACAAAAGCAGAAACAAGAAGGGACCAAUAGUGCAAAACCGUUUGGAAAUGGCGUCACUGACAACAUAGAAAUAGAGAAAUGUCAACUCACAAUCAAUAGAGCUAUGCCCAGCUCCAGGUAAAACGGCAUACAGUGGUAUUUGAAACUCCCCACAUGUAGGAUAUAGCUGGACAAUAGGAGGUGUUUCUUCAAUAGUGGAUAUCACUAUACUGCUUUCACGUUUCCUUUAUGACCAGUCAACCUGUAUCCUGUCUCUAUAGGUAGGAAUUAUAAGCUGGGGAUCUGUGAAUCAUUGUAUUGGCUCCAAAAGGAAACCCACUCCCAUCCCAGAACGUUCCUGGGAUUUCCAUAUCAGCAUUUUCUCCAUGCUACCCUGGAUAAAGGAGAUUGUGAAGAAUGA
Pelobates cultripes (western spadefoot toad) is the source of this 6539-nucleotide messenger RNA. The record is from the annotation of a GenBank genome assembly. Lineage: Eukaryota; Metazoa; Chordata; Amphibia; Anura; Pelobatidae.